CACUGAGCUACCUUUUCGCAUGCUGCCGACUGCACGCUACACGCAUUUCGAAUAAUUCCUGCGAGCACAAUGAGCCAAGCUAAGGAACUGCUGCAGUUCCAUGAACUGGAGCUAGACCAACGCAUACUAAAGGCUAUUGCGCAGUUGGGUUGGGUGCAACCGACAUUGAUCCAGUCGACAGCCAUUCCACUGCUGCUAGAGGGAAAGGAUGUGGUGGUGCGUGCUCGUACUGGCUCCGGCAAAACGGCCACCUAUGCCCUGCCGCUCAUCCAGAAGAUUCUCAACUCCAAGCUGAAUUCCAGCGAACAGUGUGUCAGCGCCUUGGUUCUCUGUCCCACCAAGGAGCUGUGCCGGCAAUCUCGCCAGGUGAUCGAACAACUGUCCGACUCAUGUGGCAAGGUGGUGCGUGUAACAGACAUUUCAGGCAGCUCCAAUGACGCGGCUACUCAACGCCAUGCCCUCGCCGAGCGUCCAGAUAUUGUGGUUUCAACGCCCGCAAAGAUAUUGGCCCAUGCAGACAUAGUCGACCUAAAGCACAUCGAAACCUUGGUCGUGGAUGAGGCAGAUCUAAUCUUUGCCUUUGGCUAUGAGAAGGACUUCAAAAAGCUAAUCAAACUCUUGCCACCCAUUUAUCAAGCGGUUCUCGUCUCGGCAACCAUUUCCGACGAUGUCGCACGCAUGAAAGGUCUUUGCCUCCACAAUGCGGUCACGUUGAAACUUGAGGAGCCCGAUUUGGUGUCCCUCGAUCAGCUCAGCCAUCACCGCAUCCUAGCCGAGGAGAACGAGAAGCCAGCCAUAUUGUAUGCUCUGUUGAAGCUAACGCUCAUCCAGGGCAAGAGCAUAAUUUUUGUGAACAAUGUGGAUCGCUGCUAUAAGGUACGUUUGUUUCUGGAACAGUUUGGCAUACGCUCGUGCGUUCUCAAUUCAGAGCUGCCCGCCAAUAUACGCAUACAUACCAUAAAUCAGUUUAAUCGUGGUGUCUACGACAUUAUAAUUGCCUCCGAUGAGCAUCUGCUGGAGAAGCCGGCGGGCAAAACGAAAAACAAAGGCGGACAACAGAAAAACGAUCAUGAGUCGAGCGCAUCGCGAGGCAUCGACUUUCAGGGUGUCAAUAAUGUCAUCAACUUUGACUUUCCACGCGACGUUACCUCCUACAUACAUCGGGCUGGUCGCACAGCGCGUGGCAACAACAAAGGCUCCGUUCUGUCCUUUGUCAGCAUCAAGGAGGCGCCCAUCAAUCAGGCAGUGGAGGAGAAGCUGCGCAUAUCUCUCGGCAAGCAGCCGCAUCUGACAGUCGAUGCACUAUCGGAUCAGCCACAGAAGCCAGCAGAGGAUAUCAUCAAGCCUUAUCAAUUCAAGUUGGAGGAAGUGGAGGCGUUCCGUUAUCGCGCCAAUGAUUGCUGGCGUGCUGCCACACGCGUUGCUGUCCACGACACGCGCAUUAAGGAGAUCAAAACUGAGAUACUAAACUGUGAGAAGCUCAAGGGUUUCUUCGAGGAGAACAAACGCGAUCUCAUGGCGCUGCGCCAUGACAAACCUUCGCGCACCCUCAAAAUACAAUCGCAUCUCUCCCAUGUGCCCGAAUACAUACUGCCCAGCGCGCUGAAACGCGUUGUUCUGAAUCAGAGCACAGCACAACCAGCGCCUAAGCAGGCGCGCUUAACAGGUGCCAAGGCUGCCUACCAGCGACAGAGCAACGAUCCUCUGAUGGUCAGCGAGGUGGACUAUGGCAAGCGACGCAAUGUGCCGAAGCGAAAGAAAGCGUUUUAAUAUAGAUUAGUCUGUUUUGUUUUUAGCCCUAAAAAUACCUCUGUGUAGUGCAUAAG
Drosophila navojoa is the source of this 1826-nucleotide messenger RNA. It is a transcript of the gene Ddx56, whose product is annotated as putative ATP-dependent RNA helicase DDX56. Gene Ontology annotation, cellular component: cytosol. Gene Ontology annotation, molecular function: nucleic acid binding; ATP binding; RNA helicase activity. NCBI's taxonomy places the organism in Eukaryota, Metazoa, Arthropoda, Insecta, Diptera, Drosophilidae. The record is from RefSeq and is a predicted model, not a curated record.